AAAAAGAUUCAACCAUUUUAUCAGAAUAUUAUGAACUUAUUUUUCGUAGUCUUGGUCGACCGAUUAAUGAUAAAGAAAUUAAAGUGAAUCAAUUACUUGAACAUCAAAAUCAAAAUGCUAGUACACGUUUAAUAAUUGAUUAUCUUGAUUUAAUAAAAAAAAUUAUUCAAUUACUUCGUUAUUCAAAUUUAUUUGAUUUUGAUCAAUUAUUAAUUUCAACCCAAAUUGGAUCUAUAGAAGAAAUUCGUGUUAAUAUUACAUAUCUUUUAUCUUUAUGUGAAUACGGUGAUCUACAUUUACGUGGUGCAUGUGCAAAUUUACUUGUUACAUUAAUUCAAACGACAAAUCAUCUUUUAACACUAUCAUCAUUAUCAAAUUCAUUUAAUAAUUCUUUUAUUAAUUAA
This is a messenger RNA of Rotaria sp. Silwood1, 404 nucleotides long. NCBI's taxonomy places the organism in Eukaryota, Metazoa, Rotifera, Eurotatoria, Philodinida, Philodinidae. The record is from the annotation of a GenBank genome assembly.